Messenger RNA from Macrobrachium nipponense, 1606 nucleotides. Its product is annotated as mucin-3A-like. The record is from RefSeq and is a predicted model, not a curated record. Bases 276 to 992 code for a protein of 238 amino acids. NCBI's taxonomy places the organism in Eukaryota, Metazoa, Arthropoda, Malacostraca, Decapoda, Palaemonidae. The transcript is spliced from 4 exons.
AGAGAGAACCACAAACGUUCCAACUCCUGAAUCUGGGUAAGCAGCUGGUGGCUCAAGCUCUUUUUGAAGUUCGAACUAGUGAAGCAACGAAUAGUGAUUCAAAGCUGGGCUACUCUUUUGUAUCCUGAUCGCUAACGGGAAUACUUAUAACCUACGAUUCUGCGAUAAAAUUAAGAUGCCUUAUUUGCAGAAAUCACCCACAGUCUGUAAAUGAAAACCUGCCCGAGGUCCCUCUGCCUUCAUUCAAAGCCUCACCAAUCAAAUUACCCACCAGGAUGUCGAUGCAAAUGGGGGACAGCAGCGACAUGCUCCACGGAUCGAGCUCGAGCGGCGUGUUGGGUAGAUUCAAGAACAGUUCCCUUCUGGUAAAAAUCCUUCUGAUAGUCAACAUUGCCUUGGUCAUUGCCAUCAUAGGCUUCAUUGUUGGUGUUGCCACUUUACGGUCAAAAAUCAUUGACGAACUCCAGCAAAUCAUCGACCUAGAGGAGGAAUUGAGGGAAUGUGAAGCACACAAGACAACGACUCCGCCUUUCACGACACUUCCUUAUAGCACGACCACUAAAAUCUCUACAAAUUCCACGACGGAAGCGCCUACAUCUGCAAUUACUUCAAAUUCCACGACGGAAGGGUCUACAUCUGAAAUGACCUCAGAUUCCCCGACGGAAGCGUCUACAUCUGAAAUGACCUCACAUUCCCCGACGGAAGCGUCUACAUCUGAAAUGACCUCACAUUCCCCGACGGAAGCGUCUACAUCUGAAAUGACCUCACAUUCCCCGACGGAAGCGUCUACAUCUGAUAUGACCUCACAUUCCCCGACGGAAGCGUCUACAUCUGAAAUGACCUCACAUUCCCCGACGGAAGCGUCUACAUCUGAAACGACCUCACAUUCCCCGACGGAAGCGUCUACAUCUGAAACGACCUCACAUUCCCCGACGGAAGCGUCUACAUCUGAAACGACCUCCACAUUCCCCGACGGAAGCUUCUACAUCUGAAACGACCUCACAUUCCCCGACGGAAGCUUCUACAUCUGAAACGACCUCACAUUCCCCGACGGAAGCGUCUACAUCUGAAACGACCUCACAUUCCCCGACGGAAGCGUCUACAUCUGAAACGACCUCACAUUCCCCGACGGAAGCUUCUACAUCUGAAACGACCUCACAUUCCCCGACGGAAGCGUCUACAUCUGAAACGACCUCACAUUCCCCGACGGAAGCGUCUACAUCUGAAACGACCUCACAUUUUCCGACGGAAGCGUCUACAUCUGAAACGACCUCACAUUCCCCGACGGAAGCGUCUACAUCUGAAACGACCUCACAUUCCCCGACGGAAGCGUCUACAUCUGAAACGACCUCACAUUCCCCGACGGAAGCGUCUACAUCUGAAACGACCUCACAUUCCCCGACGGAAGCGUCUACAUCUGAAACGACCUCACAUUCCCCGACGGAAGCGUCUACAUCUGAAACGACCUCACAUUCCCCGACGGAAGUGUCUACAUCUGAAACGACCUCACAUUCCCCGACGGAAGCGUCUACAUCUGAAAUGACCUCACAUUCCCCGACGGAAGCGUCUACAUCUGAAAUGACCUCAGAUUCCCCGACGGAAGCGU